AUCCCACCGACUUGUAUUCUCCUUCAUCAUGACAAUUACAGUAUAUGCGGACGAACUCCUACGUCUAAAUGUCGACGAUAUUGGAGAUGAGGAUCUUUUCGACCUUAAAGACCCAGAGAACUGGACUGAGGAACAUACGGCACAUUUCCGGAAAAUUGUCAAUGAGCGCCACCAGCGUGAUGAAAAAGAUCGGUCGCGGGCGGUGGAUGCAGAUGAACUUGGGGCACGAUUAGGCCGCAUUCCUACGAGAGAAUCACCCGCCUCCCCUCUUACGCGUUACCGCUCGCCCUCCACAUCGACUAUCGACAGGGAGAGAGAUAGAGAAGAGGGCUGGCAAGAAGAGGAGGAGGCCUAUCAUGCUUUGGUAGCCGAAGGGGGCCGGCCGUCCCACCCUGUGACCCUCGGAUAUGACGUGAUAGACAACCCCAACAAUUAUGAACAGUACAAGGACGUUAUCUGGUUUUGGCACUGGAAGGGAGGCUAUUACACAGUAUUUUUCACUCAACUCAUGGAGUGGAGGCGAUUCCGAGAAAUGCAGGACAAGAAGCGGAGUUAUUACAUUCCACAAAACAGGUUUCAAGAGUAUCAAGACUCCGUCCAUGAGAGCCAAACAGACGCGGGAUGGAAAUACGACCUCCGAGUGCUCGAGGACCGACACCAACAGAAUCGACUGGAAGACUGGAAUGAGUUUCGGGCAGUCUACUAUCGGAGGCUCAAAGCAUGUGAGAAACGGGUUGCGCCGGCACAUGCGAAUCUACUUGUCAGGGAGAAGGAAUUCGAAGAUGCCAAAGCACGACUGAUCGAUGUUGUUACUGAUACACAGGUUCUGUAUAGCCGAUUCAGCGAAAUUCGAGCCUCACAGAAGGAAGUGGCGAAAGCGCAAUCUAGAGUGGAGUCAGCCGAGGAGGCGUUACGAGCAGCAAAACAAAUCAGGUCAAAGAGAAAAGCAACGUUAAUGAGGAUGGCGCACCAGGAAAUCGCUUCUGCGAGGGACAAUUUAAAGCAAGUAUCCGGUACUGAGGAAAUGAGAAGACUCCGUGAUGGGUAUGACCUGCACAUAGCCGACAAGGUCAUGGUCAUAGCAAAGGGUAAGUUGAGAGCAGCGGAGCUCGAUGUGAAGAGAUGGAAAGUAUUCCUGAAGUGGAUCGACGACCAGCAUCCAGCCAUCGCAGCCGAAUGCGGGUUGUUCACCAAUGAUACCCUGGAUGCCGCUUUCCAUGCCAUCAGAGGAAAAGAAGAUCCGCAGAGGCAGAAAGAGCGGCCUCAGCUCCGACGAAGAAAACAUAAGCAAAGACGAUCUGUUCUUAGUCCAAAAGCUCCAUCGAAGGUCUCAAAAGCCUCGAAAGCUAGAGUGGGCCCUUCCAGCUUACGUGCAACGAUCGCAACACCACUUCACGAAUCACCCGUGCCGGUGGUUGCUUCAGCUCAGCAAGGAGAUCAUGACGACAAGAGGAAGUCGCGGCUACGGUCAUGCCCAAGUAUAUCAACACUCAAACCCACCCGUCGCAGCGCUCGAAUCGCAGAAAGAGUAAAAGGCCUACAGGAUUGUGACGCACUAUCUAAAACUGCAAGGUUCAUGGGUCGAGAGGCGCACGAGCUGUUACAAGUGAAGCGACAAAAGGAACAGAAUAUGAAGCGAGCAACAACGAAGAGUAGUGAGCGCCUCAAAGGCAGGCAUCCAUCGAAACCGCAAGGCGUUUCAAAGCGGAGGGGUCCUCCUCGAUGAAGGUGUAUCCCGAACCGAGCCUUUCUUCAUUCUCCAGUUCCCUGUGCCAGUACCAAUGUCGAGGACGUUCCCGGGUGUCUUGACAGGGGCAAGUGUAUGUAUUUUGAGAUUGUCUUUUGCAACAGCUUUCGGUUGAUGCAGCUUGCACCAGAAUGUACACAGAUCACGUGACUUGAAGUACUCGAUGAUGUCUCCCGCCGAUGGCUAUAUCUGGAACUCUUGUCUUGGUCUUCCGUCGAGAUCGAUCUCCACGGUGUGUUUAAUCUUCAGGCCGCCUAGUCACCCCAUGCAGGCCCCAGGACACGGCCUUCAGACAAUAAAAUCAAUUUUGGGAAACCUUCCAGACCAACGAAUCAUUUUUAGCGCCCAGAAGCAUGAAACCGCGCGUUUUGGCAUCAAGUUUCGACUUGAGACCUUGCCAGGGCAGUUUUCCAUGAAUCAUCGCGAGACCUGUCAUGUAGACCGACGGGUAUCUACUCCGUACAGAUACUGAAAUAGCGAUUGCUCCCCAGGAGACGUAGAUGCGCUGGCGAAGGACUGAGG
Exophiala oligosperma is the source of this 2269-nucleotide messenger RNA. RefSeq lists its product as uncharacterized. The transcript has 3 exons. The record is from RefSeq and is a predicted model, not a curated record. NCBI's taxonomy places the organism in Eukaryota, Fungi, Ascomycota, Eurotiomycetes, Chaetothyriales, Herpotrichiellaceae. Bases 29 to 1726 code for a protein of 565 amino acids.